AUGGUCAAAGAAACCAAGCUGUAUGACCAGCUUAGUAUCAAGCCUGAUGCUACUCAGGAUGAGAUCAAGAAGGCUUACCGGAAAGCCGCCCUGAAAUUCCAUCCUGACAAGAACAAGGAUAACCCCGAUGCGAGCGAGAAAUUCAAGGAAUGCUCCCAGGCAUACGAAAUCCUCUCCGACCCAGAGAAGCGGAAGACAUACGAUCAAUUUGGUCUCGAGUUCAUACUGAGAGGCGGAGCCCAGCCGCCUGAGGCUGGAGAGUCCCACCCCUUCGCCGGCGCUGGCGGUAUGCCGGGGGGCUUCAGCGGGUUCGACUUUGGAGGCAUGCCGAGCUCCGGUGGGGGGCGGACCUUCCACUUCAGCACCAGUGGUGGUCCUGGUGGAUUCAGCUUUAGUAACCCUGACUCCAUCUUUGCCGAGUUUAUGCGAUCAGCUGGCUCCGGUGGUGGUGGUGGUGGUGGUGGUGAUGAUGACCUCAACGACAUAUUCUCUAGCUCAUUUGGUGGCCGGAGCUCUGGUGGUCGCGGUUCGCGCAUGCGCUCGUCCUUUGGCGCCGAACCCAUGCGAAAUGCUCGGCAACCUACGCCCGAGGUGACAACCGUCGAAAGGCCGCUACCACUCGCACUCGAAGACCUCUUCAACGGAGUGACCAAGAAGAUGAAGAUCAAGCGCAAGAUGUUUGACGAAUCUGGCAAACGGACAACGACUGAUACUGUCCUGGAGGUUCCGAUCAAGCCGGGUCUCAAGAAGGGUAGCAAGAUCCGCUUCAAGGGUGUUGGAGACCAGGAAGAAGGUGGACAGCAAGACUUGGUCUUUAUUGUCGAGGAGAAACAACACCCAUUGUAUAUCCGGGAAGGUGACGACAUUGUCCACUUUGUCGACCUCGACCUCAAGGAGGCCUUGACUGGCUGGAAACGAACUGUCACCACCAUUGAUGGCAAGCAGCUCAACAUCGAGAAGUCUGGACCUACCCAGCCUGGCAGCUCUGACUCGUAUCCCUCUCUGGGCAUGCCCAUUUCUAAGAAGCCAGGCCAGCGGGGCAACUUCAUUGUUAAGUACAAUGUUAAGUUCCCAACAACGUUGACUGGGAGCCAGAAGCAGAAACUGCGGGAGAUUCUCUAA
Molecule: messenger RNA, 1122 nt
Organism: Phialemonium atrogriseum
Lineage: Eukaryota; Fungi; Ascomycota; Sordariomycetes; Cephalothecales; Cephalothecaceae
Product: DnaJ-domain-containing protein
Exons: 3
Coding region: 1-1122 (373 amino acids)
Biological process (GO): translational initiation
Cellular component (GO): cytosol
Molecular function (GO): protein-folding chaperone binding
Source: RefSeq, a predicted model, not a curated record